This is a messenger RNA of Sapajus apella (tufted capuchin), 781 nucleotides long. RefSeq names its product transmembrane protein 217-like. Lineage: Eukaryota; Metazoa; Chordata; Mammalia; Primates; Cebidae. The record is from RefSeq and is a predicted model, not a curated record. Bases 1 to 549 code for a protein of 182 amino acids. The transcript has a single exon.
AUGAAUGCCAGGAUGGUCUCCCUCGUGGUGGGCAUCUUCUCUGUCCUCAACACCAUCCAGUUCUUCAUCUUUGACCUGAAUCAGACUACACACAUUGGCUCUGAGGACAAGUUCAGCAUCUACACGGACUCAAAGUUGAAGCUAGUCACUUGGAUCCUGUUCCACAGGGCUGAGAUCAGCACUGCCCUCUCCCUCACCACCAUCGUCAUCAGCUGCUUCCUCCUUUAUUGUAUCUAUAAUAAUAUCUUUCAGGGGCUGCUGAUCUAUGCCAUGUGGAUCAUCACUUAUGAGUUCAUCAACUUCUCCAUAGUCCUGCUCCUCAACAAUAUCAUCAGAGAUGAGUUUAAGCAGCUGAGUCACUUGUACCUGAUCUUCCAAAUCUCACACAUGCUCCUGCACUUUUUCUGUCUGCCCUUCAUCUUCAAGCAUGCGUACAGCCUUUACCAGGAGCUCCCAGCUGUGAAAAAGGUAGCCCGCCCCAGGUCCUCCUCCACCAGUGCAGUGAACUUAAGGCUACCUGUCCCUUGGAGAAUGUUGUACCAGAAGUGAAACUGACCCUUGCCGGGAAAGGUGGGAGCGAACGGUGCUCCUCAGCAACGGAACCCUCCCUGCCCCGCCAGUCUUCUGUUGAUGCUGCUUGGUUUGUCAGGGCUUUUGAGUUUUAUGCACUGUGGAAUGAUCCUUGGGAGAGGGCGGGUUGUGUGGAUUAAUUAUUGUACAGAUGUGUGGUGUGACUUGUUUUAGUAGUUAAUGAUAUAUGUGGCCUUGUGCUUACUUAACC